AUGGAUACAAAAUCGAAAGAGCGCACGGCCAUGAGGCGACAAUUCACGCGCACGGCCAACAAUUUCGAAAGUCUCACAACAAACAAAAAUAUAAAUAAGAACGAUAUUAUAGCAUCUUUUAAGCUACUAAAGUCAUAUUAUGAAAUGUUAAAAGUACUUGACAAUGAGGUUAGAACAUUUUUAUUUCAAGAACCCGAAAGGGAAGAUAGCCAAAAUUUAAUUGAUAGAGAGUAUGAGGAGGCCGGAAAAUAUGAGGCGAAGUGGGCCUUAUGCCAAACGAUUUUCGAAAACAUUAUUAAAAACAAUGGCAGUGAGGUAGUUGAAAAUAAGAAAAGCCACAAACUCCCAACGUUGGAGUUAACAAAAUUUGACGGCAAUAUAAAACAUUGGCUAGCUUUUUGGGGUUCAUUUAAGAAAAUACAUGAAAACGUAGAUAUCGAUAAUGUCGAUAAGUUACAAUAUUUAACUCAAGCAAUGCAAGCGGGAAGUGAUGUAAAAUCCUUUGUUAAUAGUUUCCCGUUGACUUCUUCAAGUUAUGAUUUAUGCAUUACAGACCUCAAAUCGAGGUAUGCUAAAGAGGAUUUACUUAUACAAGUAUAUGUAAGAGAGCUCUUGUCACUCAUUUUAAACAAAAAAGAAUUUAACCAAUUGUCGGAUUUAGUUGAUCAAUUGAAUGGUCAGUUGAGAGCACUUGAAGUCCUAGGAGUAACUAAAGAUAAAUAUGCAGCAUUUCUAUUACCAAUGGUGGAGUCGGCACUUCCAAGUGACACAUUAAUUAUAUGGGAAAGAACAAGAACUGAAAACGCUUCGGAAGAUCCGUUGAACUCAUUGCUACUCUUCUUAAAAAGAGAAAUUGAAAGUGAACAAAGAAUAUCAAUGGCUAAAAAGACAUUUAAUAAUCAACACGAAGCUAUUAAAACAGCUGGACCUACUGCAACCUGCCUUAUGAUUAAUGAAAAACAAAAACAAAAAGAAAAGAUACGUAGCUGCAUAUGGUGUGGAAAAAAUCAUACAAGCUUGGAGUGUUUCAAGUUGUCAAGUAUUACAAUUACAGAUAGAAGGGAAAUUUUAAAGAAGAAGAAAGCUUGUGUAUUAUGCUUAAAACCUGGCCAUCAUGCAAAAGUAUGCCGAUUUUAUAUUAAGUGUUAUGUAUGUGGACAAAAGCAUUCACCAGUAUUGUGCACAGCUGCAGCGGAACCUAAAUCUGUAAAAGAAACUACACUUCAGAACCUGUCACAAGAUAUGAAGACUGUUCAGCAGACCUUAUUACAAACUGUCGCAGUGAAGAUCUACAACGGGAACCGGAGCACCAUAGUGAGAGCCCUCUUUGACAGCGGAUCACAGCGGUCAUACAUCAAGAGUGAAGUCGCUGAACAAUUGGGAUUAACUGCAGUAAGAACUGAAGAAAUUAGCCACUCACUAUUUGGAGGUUUAUCCGUAUCUUUUAAAAAAUAUAAUGUUUAUGAUUUUGAAAUAGAGAGCUUAGACUCUGAGGUAAAAUUAAAAAUGUCUGCACUAGAGCAGUCUGUAAUUUGUAAAAAUGUACCUAAAGUCAAUGAGUCCCAUGACUUUGUUAAAAAAUUAUUAGAUAAACAUGGGAUACAUUUAACAGACAGAGAUUGUAUUAGCAAAGAUAUAGAGCUCUUAAUUGGAGCUGAUUUCUCGGGGCUGUUAAUAACUGAAUCAUUUGUUCAGCUCGAAAAUGGGCUAACAGCAAUAAAAACAAAGUUAGGCUGGACGUUACAAGGGAAAACAUGCUUAGUAGGUAGUAACAUUGUAACGUCUCUAUUUUGUUUACAAAAUAUUAAAGAUUUUUGGGAUCUAGAGGUAUUAGGCAUUAAUGACCCUACACAGGUGCAGUCUAAACAGCAGAAAGAAGAGGAGGUGAUGACAAGUUUCGAAGAAAACAUACAAGUGAACACCGAAGGACGAUAUGAAGUCCAUCUGCCAUGGAAGACGGGUCAUGAGGAUAUCCAGAGCAACGAGCAACUCGCCAUUCGCCGCCUAGAAUCUAUCACAAAGAAACUAACAGCAUCUGGUAAGUUUGAUGAUUAUAAUAAUGUCUUAGGUGAAUGGGAGCGUUCGGGUAUCAUCGAGGAAGUACCUGUUGAAGAAAAGAAUAAAGAAGGGGUUCACUACCUACCUCAUAGAGCUGUGAUGAAGGAGUCGAGUCUCACCACGAAGCUGAGACCUGUAUAUGACGCAUCUGCAAAGGAUCCGAAUGGUAUGUCAUUGAAUUCAUGUCUAAAUAAAGGAGUAAAUUUCCUAGAUAAGAUUCCCAAUCUAUUAACUGGAUUUCGUAAGGGUUACAUUGGUAUCACUGCUGACAUUGCCAAGGCAUUUCUGCAGAUAUCAGUGACACCACAAGAUCGCGAUUACCUGAGGUUUGUUUGGUGGAAAGAUAAUACAUGUGAGGAGAUUAAGGUGUAUAGACACUGUAGAGUAGUUUUCGGGUUGACAGCUAGUCCAUUUUUACUGUCAGCAACCAUAUCACAUCACCUUAAUCAAGUCACAGAACAAAAAGACACCGCAGAUAUCUUAGCUAGAUCAUUUUAUGUAGACAAUUUAGUAACUAGCUUAGAUUCAAUUGAACAAACACAGAAAUUUAUUCAAGAUGCUAAGAGGGUCAUGAAUAAAGGUAGAUUCGAUCUAAGACAGUGGGUCACAUCACCUUUAGAAAUAAAUGAGACUCAAAACACAGUGAUCUCGAUAUUAGGUCUUCAAUGGGACACUGAUACAGAUGAGCUCUAUUGUAACAUAAGUAAUUUACUACCGUUUCUCGAUAUAAGCAAAGUAUCAAAAAGAAACUUGUUAUCCUUAACACAGAAGAUAUUUGAUCCAAUCGGAUUCACAUGCCCAGUGACACUGGUUCCUAGGCUAAUCCUUCAAAAGACCUGGAACAUGAAAAUGACCUGGGAUGAACAGCUACCUGAAGAUAUACUAUCACAAUUUAAAGACUGGUAUGAUAAUGUGACUUAUCUUAAUAAUUGCAGAUUACCUCGAAGACUGUCUGUUGAUUUGCUUCCUGAGUGCAGUGCGAGUCUACACAUGUUUUGCGAUGCGAGUAAGGAUGGCUAUGCAGCAUGCGUCUUCUUAAGAACUGAAAAAGGAGGUAAUGUGUCCGUUCGUUUAAUAUCUGCCAGAUCAAGGAUAUGCCCUCCAGAAAAGAUAACAAUUCCCCGACUGGAACUGCUAUCAGCCUUAAUUGGUUCAAGACUAUUGAAAGAGGCCAGAGGAAAUUUGAAUUUAAAUUGUGAUGAAUUCUGUUGGAGUGACUCAGGAGUAGCACUGUGUUGGAUCAAGAGAGAAUUACCAUGGAAUACUUUCGUAGGGAACCGUGUAAAAGAAAUAAGACAAAAUUCUAAUGCAAACAAUUGGCACCACAUUCCAGGAACUGAGAACUGGGCAGAUUUGGCGUCCAGAGGCUGUAACGCACGCCACCUGCUUGAAGUCCGUUGGUGGGAAGGUCCGAGCUGGCUGCUUCAGCAACCCGACAUGUGGCCACGAUCUGCACUGGUAGUUGAUGAAAAAACUGUCAACAAAGAGCUGAAAAAGUCUGUGUGCCAGGUUAAUGUUUGCUCUGAUGUUAGUAUAAUAGACCAGCUGUCUAAUUAUUUUUCAAAAUACACAAAAAUUGUACGAAUGACAGCAUGGAUUUUCAGAUUUUCUCACAAUACACGUCAUAAGAAUAAAAGAAAUGGAGAACUUACCUUUGAAGAAUGUGAUGAAGCUGAAAAGAAAUUAAUAAGAAUUAUUCAACAAGAAAAUAAAGAACAGAUUGAGAAACAAUCUGGAAAAUCAAGGCAGAUAUAUUCUGAUACAGAUAUGAUAAUGAGAGUUAAAACAAAGCUUUUACUCACCGAUUUCCCAGAAUGCACAAAGUCACCGAUGAUUGUUCCUGCAAAGAAUGUUAUUAUCCGCAGAAUGGUUGAACAGCGUCAUCUGCAACUAUUGCAUACUGGGGCAAACACGAUGAUAACUGAUCUACGGAAACGAUUCUGGAUUCUUGGUAUCAGAUUAUUAGUGAAAUCGGUAAUAGAUAAAUGUAUUGUGUGCAGAAGACACAGAUCACAGCCGACACCAGCACCAGCAGCUCCGCUACCACUCGAUCGAGUUCAACUUACUGCUCCUUUCCAGGUGACAGGUGUUGAUUUAGCGGGACCUCUCUACUUACAGGAUGGUGAGAAAUGCUGGAUCGUGCUGUAUACAUGCGCAGUAUAUCGCGCAGUUCACCUUGAACUAACAAAAUCUUUAUCCACAGAGGCCUUUCUACGGACGUUUCGCCGAUUUAUCGCACGCCGCGGACGUUCGAGCAUAAUGAUAUCAGAUAAUGGUACUAAUUUCACAGGCACUAGGAAUCUUUUACGUGACAUCGAUUGGGACGAGGUACAACGCCAAUCGACAAUUCAACGCAUCAAAUGGAAGUUAAACGUUCCCACAGCUGCAUGGUGGGGCGGUUUCUUCGAACGCCUAAUUAAGGUAAUGAAAGAUUUAUUACGAAGAGUGCUAGGCACGUCAUCAGUCUCAUAUGAUGAAAUGCAGACUCUGUUAUGUGACUGCGAAGCCGUCAUCAAUGACCGGCCGCUCACAUAUGUAGAAGACGACAAGGCAAAUGCUUUAGAGCCCCUGAGGCCCUCUUGUUUUCUACAAACACUACCUCAAACAGAUGUGACUGAUCUGGACCAGAUAGAUAGUAAGAAUCUUAACAAAAGAUUAAGAUAUUUGCAGAAGCUGAGAUCAGACUUUCGUCAACGAUUCAAGAAUGAGUAUUUAACAACACUGGUACAAAGAGGUAAAGAUAAAAAUAGUACUCUAAAGGUUGGUGAUAUAGUCCUAAUAGAGACAGAAGAUAAGAGAAUAAAAUGGCCAUUAGGACUUGUUGUAGAAAUUAUUACAGGUAACGAUGGUGUUAAUAGAACUGCCAAGGUAAGAACAUCAGCUGGUUUAAAAACCCGCCCAUUCCAACGUUUGUAUAGAUUGGAGAUUUCCUCUUCAGAGGUGGAGGGUGACGAAAGCAACUAUGAGAACAAAAUCGGUAAGAGAUAUCGCAUAGUUAUUAAUCCUAGCAGUACAUCAAGUACCAUGUCCGGAGCAGAAGUUCAGCAACCUGCAUGUAAGAAAGAAACGACAGACAAGAUUUCACGUUCAGGUAGAAUUAUUAAAAUGCCAAAGUACCUAAUGUGA
Melitaea cinxia (Glanville fritillary) is the source of this 5184-nucleotide messenger RNA. RefSeq lists its product as uncharacterized. The record is from RefSeq and is a predicted model, not a curated record. The coding region runs from base 1 to 5184 and encodes 1727 amino acids. Gene Ontology annotation, molecular function: aspartic-type endopeptidase activity; nucleic acid binding. Gene Ontology annotation, biological process: DNA integration; proteolysis. Lineage: Eukaryota; Metazoa; Arthropoda; Insecta; Lepidoptera; Nymphalidae. The transcript is spliced from 2 exons.